This is a messenger RNA of Zychaea mexicana, 1374 nucleotides long. RefSeq lists its product as uncharacterized. The record is from RefSeq and is a predicted model, not a curated record. Gene Ontology annotation, molecular function: protein binding. The transcript has 3 exons. Lineage: Eukaryota; Fungi; Mucoromycota; Mucoromycetes; Mucorales; Lichtheimiaceae. Bases 1 to 1374 code for a protein of 457 amino acids.
AUGGCAACGCGUAACACAGCCAAGGAUCAUCUGUCAACACUCCCUAGCGAUAUACAACACAUAGUUUUCAGUCAUUUGACUUUUAAGGAACGAUGGCAUUAUGCCUCUGUAUGCAACGAUUGGCGCUCUGCGAUUUUGGAAUGGCAGGGCAUGUGGGAAAGUUUGUCAAUGGACGAUGGGCACAACAUCGUACCUGACCUCCUCCCGUAUCGAUCGUGCAUCCGUGGAUCUGUUGUAAAACAAAUACGCGUGCAAGCCAGCUAUGACAGAGAUCAUUCGACAGCUGUAAUUAAUUUCUUAACCGAUCUGAAUUGCGACGCGAUUGAAGAAGAUUUCCUAAAGUUAAUUGGUAUAUGUGGCAGCACACUUACCCGCGUUUCUAUCGCACACGACGAAGAGGACCAGACCAAUACUACCCCUGACAUGAUACUGUGUUAUUGCCCGAACCUUCGCCAUCUGUCCUACUAUGGUUUCGUAUAUGGCGGUGAACAAAAUAAACCACAGUUGGCGCCAUCGUUCAAACACCAGCAUCUCGUGGACUUGAGUUUAGAGUUUUGUAACAUUGAUAAGGAAGGCAGCUUUGAUCCGUUACCGUUCCUGAGAACAGCAACAAAUCUCCAGCGACUCUCCUUGUGCCUGUGUAAUAUCGUAGCAACUGGCCAUUCGCUUCCGUCGCUUUUACGUGAGCAUUGUCCAAAACUUGUAUCUCUUUUCCUCGCCGGUUAUGGGGAUGGUGGAACACUCGACCAGGCAGCAUACGACCAGUGCGAAUGGAAGUCGAAAACAGUGAAAAACCUCUCAACUACCAAACCUAUAUCUUCUUCUUUGGAGCGACUUGCUUUGCACGAUUCGCAAGAUUUCUAUAAUGGAUCGCAAGACCUUCUUUGUGCGAUUGCAAGAGAUUACCGAGAAAGCUUAAAGUUUUUAGAUCUUAAAGGAGCCACACUCACAUCUGAAAGUGUUUUCGGACGAUUAUCAGUACUCGUUUUCCCUUCCCUUAAACGCCAAUCGACAACGAUAUUGGAAGCCAUCGGUAUUGGCGCCAAAUCUUUGGAAACACUAGAGCUCAACUCCUGUGUAAGCAUCACUGCUGAUGCGCUAGCAAAGCUCUUGACGGUGUUAUUAGCGACAACAAAUCAGCAGACGGCACCACUACUACGUUCAAUAAAGUUCAACCAGGUCCCAGCAGCUGUGACACCUCAAGUCUUGGACGUGAUCGCUGAAAAGUCGAUGAACUCGAAUUCGACACAUGCAUCGAUGCCGGUCGUCUUAAAAGGAAACGGCGGUAUAAUGGAUCCGUUUCAGAUUUGCAGCUGUAAUAGAUCAUUCAGACAAAAGCGAUACUGCUCUGGAACAGAUUUUGGAAAAACUUGA